Varanus komodoensis (Komodo dragon) is the source of this 2655-nucleotide messenger RNA. RefSeq names its product ecto-NOX disulfide-thiol exchanger 1 (gene ENOX1). The coding region runs from base 63 to 1940 and encodes 625 amino acids. The transcript has 14 exons. Gene Ontology annotation, biological process: ultradian rhythm. Gene Ontology annotation, cellular component: external side of plasma membrane; plasma membrane. The record is from RefSeq and is a predicted model, not a curated record. Gene Ontology annotation, molecular function: protein-disulfide reductase activity; RNA binding. NCBI's taxonomy places the organism in Eukaryota, Metazoa, Chordata, Lepidosauria, Squamata, Varanidae.
AAAACGUCAAGGAGUGCCAAGUUGAAGAAGACAAAAAAGAGCAAGAGGAGCCCCUCGAAGCGAUGGCUGCAGCGGCCGAUGGCUUGGGAAGCGUCGCAUUAGAUACCACGCAACUUAACAUGUCAGUCACUGAUCCAGCUGCCUGGGCAACGGCCAUGAAUAACCUGAGCAUGGUCCCGGUGGGAUUAGCUGGACAGCAGCUUGUGACGGAUUCCAUCUGUGUGCGGAGCUUUGAUCCGAGCCUCGGCAUGAUGGCGGGAAUCACCCCGCUGAACCCCAUGCUGCCGGGCAUGGGGUUGGUUCCGCAGCUCUCGGCGACUGACGUCCCCGUCACCAAAGAAAUAAUUCACUGUAAGAGCGGCACACUUUUUCCUCCGAACCCAAAUCUUCCACCACCGUCAACAAGAGAGAGGCCUCCAGGGUGUAAAACUGUGUUUGUUGGAGGAUUGCCUGAAAACGCUACCGAAGAAAUUAUUCAGGAAGUCUUUGAGCAGUGUGGGGACAUCACAGCGAUUCGGAAGAGCAAGAAGAAUUUUUGCCAUAUUCGUUUUGCAGAAGAGUUCAUGGUUGAUAAAGCAAUUUACCUUUCUGGUUAUCGCAUGAGAUUAGGAUCUAGCACAGACAAAAAGGAUUCUGGUCGCCUUCAUGUCGAUUUUGCUCAGGCGAGGGAUGACUUUUAUGAAUGGGAGUGCAAGCAGCGGAUGCUGGCCAGGGAGGAGCGUCACCGACGCAAGAUGGAAGAAGAUCGGAUGCGGCCUCCGUCUCCGCCAGCGAUCAUGCAUUAUUCGGAACAUGAAGCGACUUUGCUGGCUGAAAAAUUGAAAGAUGACAGCAAAUUUUCUGAGGCCAUUACUGUGUUGCUGACCUGGAUCGAGCGAGGCGAGGUGAACCGUCGGACGGCCAACCAUUUCUACUCAAUGGUACAGUCUGCGAACAGCCACGUCCGUCGACUCAUGAACGAAAAGGCCACUCACGAGCAAGAAAUGGAGCAAGCCAAGGAAAACUUUAAGAAUGCCUUAACGGGGAUUCUCACUCAAUUUGAGCAGAUUGUGGCCGUUUUCAACGCCUCCACCAGACAAAAAGCUUGGGACCAUUUCUCGAAAGCUCAGCGCAAGAACAUAGACAUUUGGCGAAAGCACUCUGAGGAACUCAGGAAUGCUCACAGUGAGCAGCUCAUGGGGAUCCGUCGAGAGGAAGAAAUGGAAAUGUCCGACGAUGACAGUACGGACAAUCUCAGUAACAAAAAGCUGAGGGUUGACGAAUCAGCACUUGCUGCCCAAGCCUACGCCCUGAAGGAGCAGAACGACAGCCUGCGGUGGCAGCUGGACGCCUACCGCAACGAGGUGGAGCUCCUCAAGCAGGAGAAGGGGCAGCUGUUCCACGCAGAGGAGAACCUGAAGAAGGACCAGCAGCUGCAGUUCUUGCAGCAGACGCUACAGGGCAUGCAGCAGCAACUGCUGAAAAUCCAAGAAGAAUUAAACAACAAGAAAUCGGAACUUGAGCAGGCAAAAGAGGAACACACACACACCCAAACCAUGCUGAAAAUUCUUCAGGAGCAGUUAAAAAAAAAUGCAAAGGAGUUAGCAGAGACUAAUGGAUAUGAUGAAUCGCAGGCUAAUGAAAUCAAUGUGUUGACAGUACCAUUGGUCAACCAAGACAGAGAAAAAAAAUUGGAGAAGCGAAGCCAACCACUAAAAUCAGAGAAAGAAGCACUGUUGAUAGGUAUCAUAUCAACGUUUCUUCAUGUCCAUCCUUUUGGAGCUAAUAUAGAAUAUCUUUGGUCUUACAUGCAGCAGCUGGACUCCAAGAUCUCUGCAAAUGAAAUCGAGAUGCUUUUAAUGAGGCUUCCACACAUGUUCAAGCAGGAGUUUUCCGGUGUAGGAGCCACGCUGGAGAAGAGGUGGAAAUUCUGUGCCUUUGAGGGAAUUAAAACGACCUGACUGUGGAUUGUGGUGGGGCUGCGUGGAGGAAGGUGCUUGUGGGCUUGACAGGAAGGGCUAGUCCAAGUAUUAAAGGGAGGUUUGGCAUAUGCACUCCAAGCCUGGUUUUAGUUGCAUUUGUGGUGUCCUCUUGUGAAAAUGUCGUUGUGUGCCAGUCCCAAAAUGAAAAGGACAGGGGGCACCUUCUGGAAAGUGAUGGAUGUGUUUCCGGUGAAAACCCAAGCGAGAUGCUGCCAUCCCAAUGGUGUCAUUUUUUAAAAUCUGCUCCUUCUGAACUUAGCUCACCGAGCAGGUAGGAAUAAUUUCCAGUUGCUGAGCUCUGCAAUGUAAUAUGUAAUAUGUAGUAGAUCUUCCUCAAGUCCCAUUCCUGAGAGUCUUUCUGUUUCGUAAAAAGACAAAAGUGAGUUCACAGUGAGAGAAAGCAUAGCAAAAGCAAGCUCGAGCGGGUGUCUCAACCGUUGUUGCAUUUUGUAAAUUAAGUUAUCUGCUGUACCAGGGACUUCUGCCUUAUUGCUUAGAGGCCUGAAAAAUGUGACUGAAUUCCUUGAGAAUGCUUUAUCCAGAAUAUUAUUUUUCUAAUGUAACUAUUCUCCAUUCUUAGUUCAUUUAACAUGGAUUGUAUAUUGAUUUUCAUAAACAUGUAAAUAAAGAGGAAGGCAGUGUUACUCUGUUGUAUUUGGUAUGGCACAUUCGGGGUUAUUGCUUCCAAAGUUAA